Molecule: messenger RNA, 210 nt
Organism: Rodentolepis nana
Lineage: Eukaryota; Metazoa; Platyhelminthes; Cestoda; Cyclophyllidea; Hymenolepididae
Source: the annotation of a GenBank genome assembly
CAUAAAUAUGAAGAGCAUGCGGAGUCCGGAUCGAGGGCACCCAUUUGUGAUAUCCAGCGGCCACAUAAUAAAAGCUUUCAAGCCCCAGCCAGUGCCUUAUUGCCCGCAAAACCUCACAGGAAGAUAAAGAAGUCGAAAGUUGAAAAGCCAGUUGCCGCUACUCAAUCGGCCUCACAGUCUCAUACAGGAGAGGUUAGUUAUUUAAGUUAA